AAGAGAGAGAGAGAAGGGCCACUGAGAAGAAAGAAGCAAUGGCUUCCCAACCAGGGCCUUUCACGCAGUGGCCAUGGCAGAGACUCGGCAACUUCAAGUAUAUAAUACUAGCUCCGUGGGUCGCGCACAGUUCCUAUAAGUUCGUGACAAGCGAGAGAGAGGAGAGAGAUAUGCUGAACUUCCUCGUCUUCCCUGCUCUACUGCUGAGGCUUCUCUACGCGCAGCUGUGGAUCUCCGUUUCUCGCUUCCAGACUGCCAGAAGCAAACACAGGAUAGUCAGCAAAAGCCUAGACUUUGAACAGGUCGACAGGGAGAGAAACUGGGAUGAUCAGGUUAUAUUGACGGCUCUGCUGUUCUACAUGGCGAAGGCGUUGAAGGUACCUGGAGCUUCUCACAUUCCAUGGUGGGAUACAAAGGGAGUAGUCAUCACCAUUCUUCUUCAUAUGGGCCCUGUGGAGUUCCUCUACUACUGGCUUCACAGGGCUUUGCACCACCAUUUCCUCUACUCUAGAUACCAUUCACACCAUCAUGCAUCCAUCGUCACCGAGCCCAUUACAUCCGUCAUUCAUCCGUUUGCCGAAGAAGUGGUCUACUUUCUACUCUUUGCUAUCCCGAUGGUAUCUGCUGCUGUCACCAGGACAUCGUCAAUCAUUGCAUUUCUUGGGUACCUCGUCUACAUUGAUUUCAUGAACUACAUGGGCCACUGCAACUUCGAAAUAGUCCCCAAAUGGCUCUUUGGCAUCUUCCCCCCUUUAAAGUAUCUCAUGUACACUCCCUCGUUCCAUUCCCUUCACCACACAAAUUUUCGAACAAAUUACUCCUUGUUCAUGCCUUUAUAUGACUACAUAUAUGGCACUUAUGACAAGUCAUCAGACCACAUUUAUGAGAGAUCUCUCAAGGGGAAGGAAGAGAGGCCUGAUGUAGUUCACCUUACCCACUUAACAACAUUCGAAUCGAUUUUCUACCUAAGACUAGGGUUUGCUUCAUUGGCAUCCAAACCGUACAACCCAAAUCAGUUCUUACGGACCGUAUGGCCACUUAUGCAUGUAUCAGUGCUACUGACGAGGAUCUAUGGGACUCCAUUCACAGUAGAGAGGAAUAGAUUGAAGAGACUCCAACUGGAGGCAUGGAUGGUACCAAGAUACGGCUUCCAGUAUAUAUCACCAGCUGAGAGAGAUUCAAUCAAUGGAUUAAUUGAGAAAGCAAUCUUAGAUGCAGAAGCAAGAGGGACCAAAGUUACAAGUCUAGGUCUCUUGAACCAAGGCGAUGAAUUGAAUGGAUAUGGCAAGCUUUAUGUCAAAAGGAACCCUACCUUGAAGCUGAGAAUUGUGGAUGGGACCAGCUUGGCAGUUGCCCUAGUUCUCAAUAAUAUUCCCAAAGGCAUCAAUAAUGUUCUCCUUAUAGGAAAACCUUCCAAGAUGGCUUACACUUUAUCUUUGGCCUUGUGUCAAAGGGAAGUCCAGGUAGAGAUGGUUCAGAAGGAUUUAUAUGAGCUCAUGCUAUUUCGAUUGCCACUAGAAAUGAAGAAUCGUUUGGUGCUGUCUAAAAUGUACACAAGCAAGAUUUGGCUGGUUGGAGAUGGAGUGAGAAACGAAGAACAAAGCAAGGCAACAAAGGGUACUCAUUUUAUUCCAUAUUCUCAAUUCCCUCCCAAGACUCUGCGCAAAGACUGUGUAUAUUGGUGGACCCCAGCAGUGAUAGUCCCAAAGGAGUAUGAAAACCUACAUGCUUGUGAGAAUUGGCUACCGAGGAGGGUGAUGAGCGCAUGGCGGGCGGCUGGAAUAGUCCACGCAUUGGAAGAAUGGACCGAACACGAGUGCGGUGAGACUGUGAUCGGCAUCGAGAAAACAUGGCGGGCAGCCCUAAAACAUGGAUUCCUUCCAUUUGAGCAAUGCAUGAAUCAGUGAAACACUAUUUCACUCUCAUCUUUGGAUCUACAAUAAGGAUCUGCCGAUCUUUGUCCUCACGAAACUUGGUUAUAUUAUGUCAGCCCUAAAAUUUAUUGCUUUGUGUUCAUCUCAUCUUCGCGUGUUAAAAACCUUCUAUCGAACAUCUGUAACCUUAUAUUACUCCUAGAAUCUCCACUUGGCUUCAUGAAA
Ananas comosus (pineapple) is the source of this 2099-nucleotide messenger RNA. Its product is annotated as protein ECERIFERUM 1-like. Gene Ontology annotation, molecular function: iron ion binding; oxidoreductase activity. Gene Ontology annotation, biological process: lipid biosynthetic process. The record is from RefSeq and is a predicted model, not a curated record. The transcript has 10 exons. NCBI's taxonomy places the organism in Eukaryota, Viridiplantae, Streptophyta, Magnoliopsida, Poales, Bromeliaceae. Bases 39 to 1907 code for a protein of 622 amino acids.